CCCACUGCCGCUCAGCUUCGGCAAAGCGGCUUAGGAAAGGGCCAGGAGGAGCGCUUUCCCUGCGCCGGGCUUCUUCCUGCAGCGGAGAGUGGUUAAUUCAGGAGGCGGAGGCUCCUCCCUCCCUCCUUGCUGCCUCUGCUGUGUUCACGUGAGCCGGAGCCCAGCUGGUACCUGGGCGAGAAGGAGAGGCCGCCCCGCCCGGCGCUGUGGCUGAGCUUUCCCUCCCUUGGACGAAGAGGAGGAGGAGGGACCCCAGAAGAGCAACCCAAGGAACAGCCCGCAAGGAUGGCUCUGCCACCUCCAAGUUACUCUUUUGUUGCAUUUCCACCACAUACAAAAGAUGGCCUUGUAAUAGUGGGAAAAAAUUCUGCACGGCCUCGGGACGAAGUACAGGAAGUCGUCUACUUUGCUGCUGCUACUCAUGAUCCAGGAUGCAAAGUUGAGUGCACAUACAUGGAAAUUGACCAGGUGACCAGAACAAAUGCCAUUGCGUUGAGUAGACCAUCCUGGCUUUGGGGGGCAGAAAUGGGAGCCAAUGAGCAUGGAGUCUUCAUUGCCAAUGAAGCCAUUGUCACUAAAGAGCCAGCCUUGGAAACAGAAGCUCUCCUAGGAAUGGAUCUUGUCAGGCUUGGUCUAGAAAGGGGUGCAACCGCUAAAGAAGCCUUGGAUGUAAUUGUUUCCCUCUUGGAAGAGCAUGGGCAAGGUGGAAAUUAUUACGAAGAUGGGAAUUUGUGUCAUGCCUUCCAAAGUGCUUAUCUGAUCGUGGACAGAAAUGAAUCUUGGGUGCUGGAAACAAUUGGGAAAUACUGGGCAGCAGAAAAAAUGACAGAGGGAGUAAAGUGCAUUUGCAACCAAAUUUCCUUAACCACAAAAAUUGAUGCAGAGCAUCCUGAGCUUAGGAAUUAUGCAGAAAGUCAAGGAUGGUGGACUACGGACACAGAGUUCAACUUUGCUCAGGUUUUUUCUCCAUCUGAUAAGCAUGCAAAUUGUUGUUUGGGGAAGGAGAGCCUAGAAAAGCAGGAAGGCAGCAUCACUGUGCAAACAAUGAUUGAUGUCUUGCGUGAUACGUCUGGUGGUAUAUGUGUGGAUUCAGAAUCUUUUCUUACUACAGCAAGCAUGGUAUCUGUAUUACCUCAGAACCUUAGUUCCCCGUGCAUCCAUUAUUUCACAGGCACACCGGACCCAUCAAGAUCCAUAUUUAAGCCUUUCAUCUUUGUUGACAAUGUAAAAUUUGUACCAAAAAUUCAGUCACCUAGUUUGGGUUGUAGUGAUCCCACUAAAAAAGUUCCCCGGUUCCAGGAAAAACCAGACCGGAGACACGAACUGUACAAAGCACAUGAAUGGGCCCGUUCAGUCAUGGAGAAUGAUGAGGAUAAAGGCAAGGAGUUAAGAACAACCAUGUUGAACCUUGAAAGACAAGGACUGGAAGCAAUGGAAAGCCUCAUAAACAGCUCAGAGAGUCUUGAUGCUUCUGAAGUUGAGGACCUUUUCUAUGACUGUGUUGACACAGAAAUUAAGUUCUUCAAGUGAAUGAUCAUAGACACCGUUAACCUUUCCAUAGAAGACCACGAAGUUCUUCAGGCCUUGAAAGAUAAUCUUGCCAUAUUGCCGACUAUGGGAGGAAAUUGUCAUCUUCCCAGAGGGAUGUUCCUCAGUAGCUGUAUCCGGUUAACACAUUUCUUUCCCCCAUCAUGUGUUGUCCUGUGUGUGUUGUCAAAAGAGAGCAUUCAGUGAAUGGUUCAGUACGGUAUGCAUGCUGGCUAAUGUAAUGCAGGAUACGUUGACUCAUUUGGUAAUGAGAAUUUAAAGCAACAAAGAAGCAGAGUCCAUGAUAUUACAUUUCAAACUAGGUAAUCCUUCAGGAGAAUUUAUUUUCCAAUGUUUAUUAAAAUUGAGCUUGAAAAGAGAAAAGAAAAAAUGUACUAGAUGCAUGAAUGUUCACAAAGAAGUGCUGAGUUUUAAAACAGCCCUUUCCUUAUGGUGUAACUUUUAGCAACGGAAUAGCGCCUGAAAUCGUUCUAAUUUUAGGCUUACUGAGCUUUGUACAUCUUGAAAAACUAGCAGUUGUCUCACUUGCUUCUCCCUCACCCCCUCCUUUCUAUACAUCAAGCUGCGCAGUUUAUGUUUAUAUAAUCCAUGUUUCCUAAGUGUAUUUUUGAAGAGCAUAACUAUAAUUACUGCAAUCUUUCCUGAGUACUUUGAGAGGGAGAGAAAGGACGGCCUCUUUUUGAAGGAAAAAUCAAGAGCAAGAUUUUGACUGCAGGAUCCCUACUGCUGAUGAAAGACAACAAGCUGGAAAUGAUUGGAAUUUGUGCUGCUUGUUUACACUUUAGAAAAUGCUCUCCACUAGCUAGGACAUCAGUGUUAAAGCCGAAAUGUCUCAACACAUGGAAGUAAUGUAAUUUGCAUCUAUGCUAUUUCCACAGAGGUUAAUAAAGGACUUUUGGUCACAUUGUAGUCUUGAGAUUGAGGGAAUUUCAUUUCAAAUAUGAAUUACAACAUAUGAUCAUGUAUAAGUCGACCUCAUGUGUAAGUUGGGGCAAGUUUGGGAACCAAAAUUGUGGAUUUUCAUAUGACUUGUGGAUAAAUUGAGGGUCAUUUUAUAGAGGGGGGAAAGUGCCAGUGAAAUCUAGAGGGUAAGUUGCCCCUGGCUGCCACUAUUUUCCCAUCCAGGCAUUUAAAAAAGCCAGAAGUGGCACCAUGGUGGAAAGACUAGCAAUGGGUCAAAGCUUCUUUUAGGAUGGGCUAAGUUCUUGCUAUUCACCACUAAAAGGAGGAGAUUGUUCCUUUUUCAUAGGAGUGAAAAUACUGUAUUUACCUUGACUUGUGAAUUAGUCAAUCCAGGUAUUUGAGUUUGAUUUUUUAACUUAAAUUUUCUACACUUAUUCACGAGUACACACACUAAUCACAUGGAUGUGCUUUCUUUCAUGGCAGAUCAAUCAUAGAGGCUGCUAUAUAAACUAGAGUAAUUGACUAGAACUGCUGCAUUUUCUUCUGUCUCCUUAAAUCCAGAAGAAUAACAGAUGUUUGCUAUGGAGAGGAUCCUAUCCUUAUGCAGGUUGCUGAUCAUUGCUAAGGAUUCCCACUUUUCCUAGGCAAUACAACUUUUGUCAUCAAACUCUGGUUCUUGAUUUUUCUUUCAGAAGGAAACUUACAGUACUUUUCUGUCUCUCAAAAAAGAUUCUGUCACAAAAUCCUCUCUCCCAAAACUAUAACUUCUCAUGGGAAUAAAGUUUACCCUGGUGUCAGCAUGGUAUUGGAAUGCGUGGAGACAUUCUUUUUGGCAGGCUCGGCCACAAAUUGCUAUAUGGUGAAUUUAGCAACAGCUGUGUGCAUCUGUUUCUCUUCUUAUUAAAUAAUACUUUUUUGGAAUUUUGGGAGUCCUUCUUAGAUGGCUAGUCAGUCAGUAUGUAGGAGGUGCAGGACACUCAAUCCAAACAAUGUCCUACUAUCUCCAUUGCAUGUACAUUCAUUUAGAGGAAAACACUUAAGCAUAGACUAUGUAGUUGGGGCCCUGAUAAUGCAGGUUUCUUGGUUGUGCAUGACUUCUGAUUUUGUUCUUUGCAACCCCCACAUGAAAACUUACAAGGACACAAAGAUUGUCAUUUACAUGUGUGACUCAACCAGCCUUAGUUUGCAGCCAUGAACUUGCAGACCAAAAGGUCCCAGGUUCAAAUCCCGGGAGCGGAAUGAGCGCCCGCUGUUAGCCCCAGCUCCUGCCAACCUAGCAGUUCGAAAACAUGCCAAUGUGAGUAGAUCAAUAGGUACCACUCUGGCGGGAAGGUAACGGCGCUCCAUGCAGUCAUGCUGGCCACAUGACCUUGGAGGUGUCUACGGACAACGCCGGCUCUUCGGCUUAGAAAUAGAGAUGAGCACCAACCCCCAGAGUCGGUCACAACUGGACUUAACAUCAGGGGAAAAACUUUACCUUACCUAAGGAAAGUAGUAACUUCUAGUAUCCUUUUUCCUGUCUGGGCCUUCAUUAUAUAGCUCUCUAAAUUCACAGUUGUACAUCAAAUCUGAUGUGUAAAAAUGAAGUAUGUAUACAUAUGCUUUUUCUUUACUAGGAAAACAAACAGUGAUCCAUUGGCAUUAUGAAAUUUGACAUGCUCUGUUAAAUGAAACAUUCUCCAUGAUUUUGUAUCUUGAUCUAUUUUCUUUGUGUACUUUUUGUCAAAUGUAUAAAGUUCCGUUUUCUAUUACCUAAGAUGUAGAGUGCUUGCUCUAAAUUGGAAUGAGAAGAAUGUGGUCCUCCAACUAUAGCUGGAUUGCAGCUUCCAGCAUCCUGAAGCAACAUAACAAUUGGUGGGAAAUUUAGUCUAACCUCUGGAUGGUGGCAUCGUUCCUUGCAUUACUGUGACUGUUACUGCGUUCUUUCUUAACAGGGUAUAUAGUGGUGAAUGAAAUAACCUUGUACAUGUAGCUCUUCAGUAAAUACGAUCAGAUCUGAGAAAUGAUGCUGCUAGUCUCAUAGUUCACACACAAAAAUAUACUUUAUCAUCAAAUUAACAGAACAGUUAUAACUCUAAGCUGUUCUUAAACUAUUUUCUAAGAAAAGAGUACUUCAUUUUUGAAUGGCACAUACAUCGUAUAAGUAAAUAUAAUUUUAAACAGAUCCAGACAAUUAAGGAAGAUGACUUUUUCUGCAUGCUGCACUUGCUCCAGAGAUUCAGCGUUUCCCCCCUUUUAACUUGGCUAUUUUGAUGUAUCAUCAUCGAGCCCAUGUGAAUGUAAAUGCGAGUCCACAUUGCUCAUGCAUUACAUCUGAUACAUGGAUAAGCUGUAGAGCAGGGAUAUGCAAUUGGUGGCUCUCCAUAUAUGGGUCUGCAUUCCCAUAAGUAUUAAGCUAAUCUCUAACCACUGAACAAUAAUGCACAUUUUGGUGUGAUAGCAUCUGGAGGCUCAUAAGUUGUCCAUGUCUUUUCUACAGCAUUAAUCUGAAAUGUAAAGUUUAAGGUGUCAUUCUGAAAAAUGGUGAGUCAAGGGAGAGAUAUCCCAAGGCAUUUGAGAUUAAGGGACUUCAUAAACACAAGGAAUGGAGGCAAGCAAAGGGAAAGUCUCUUCUGUAAAAUAGAUAUUGGUUUGUGUAGCUCCUUCUGUAAAAACUUCAGAUAUGCCAUAAAAUCCGGUCACAUUGUCUCCUGCAGGUAAUACUGAAACGUCCAAGAACCACUUGAAUCAAUUUAUGAAUCUCUGUUUACAUUAUUUCUUGUGGAAACUAGUAUGUAUAAAGUAUCUGAACCAUUAUGUAUUAGAGGGCAGUGUUGAUUGACAAUAAAAUAGUUUCUGCUCAGAGUGAACGAUUGAGUGGCCACAUACUUCAAAUGCUUUUUUCUGGUAACAUUUAGGCAACAUUGAAAUCUAAGGAUGAAAAUAAAUGCAUAAUUAGA
Molecule: messenger RNA, 5390 nt
Organism: Anolis carolinensis (green anole)
Lineage: Eukaryota; Metazoa; Chordata; Lepidosauria; Squamata; Anolidae
Gene: scrn1
Product: secernin 1
Exons: 9
Coding region: 286-1530 (414 amino acids)
Biological process (GO): proteolysis
Molecular function (GO): dipeptidase activity; cysteine-type exopeptidase activity
Source: RefSeq, a predicted model, not a curated record